This is a messenger RNA of Propithecus coquereli (Coquerel's sifaka), 590 nucleotides long. It is a transcript of the gene SEC61B, whose product is annotated as Sec61 beta subunit. The transcript has 4 exons. Lineage: Eukaryota; Metazoa; Chordata; Mammalia; Primates; Indriidae. The record is from RefSeq and is a predicted model, not a curated record. Gene Ontology annotation, cellular component: Sec61 translocon complex. Gene Ontology annotation, biological process: intracellular protein transport. The coding region runs from base 108 to 398 and encodes 96 amino acids.
GGUCUGGGGGCGGGGCCUUAGCCAGUCUCUGUGGCUACCGGUCCUUUAGAGGCUCCGAAACUUUCUGGCCGUCCACUACAGCGCCCAGCCACCCUCCAGUGUCCACCAUGCCCGGUCCGACCCCCAGUGGCACUAACGUGGGUUCUUCAGGGCGCUCUCCCAGCAAAGCAGUGGCCGCCCGGGCGGCGGGAUCCACUGUCCGGCAAAGAAAAAAUGCCAGCUGUGGAACAAGGAGUGCAGGCCGCACGACCUCGGCAGGCACCGGGGGCAUGUGGCGAUUCUACACAGAAGAUUCACCUGGGCUCAAAGUUGGCCCCGUUCCAGUAUUGGUUAUGAGUCUUCUGUUCAUCGCUUCUGUAUUUAUGUUGCACAUUUGGGGCAAGUACACUCGUUCAUAGAUUCAGUUACAUCCAUCUGUCAUUUGAAGAAGAAGGAAAAAACCCAACAUAUCUUGGACCAAAAGUAUAGUGAUUUUCUGUUCAUGAGAAGGAAAUUUUCUGUAAGCUUGCUGUUUACAGGGGACUUAAGAAGAAUUGAUUUUGAGGAAUCAGUUUUUUUCUAUGGCCAAUAAACUUUUUAAUUAAUUUAUA